This is a messenger RNA of Zootermopsis nevadensis, 3211 nucleotides long. The record is from RefSeq and is a predicted model, not a curated record. Lineage: Eukaryota; Metazoa; Arthropoda; Insecta; Blattodea; Termopsidae.
UUUUGCCCCGGUAGAAGACCUUGGAAUUUUUGGCCUGUUGAUUGAAUCUCGCAACAUGAUAAUUAUCCUGUUCAUGACGUGCUCGCUGUCCGGAAGUGUUCACAAAAAAAACAAACACUAAAAUUGGACCAUCCGCCAUAUUCGCCAAAUGUGGCCCCGUGCGAAUUUUGGCUAUUUCCAAAAAAAAAAACUGAAGACCGCUUUUGAAGGGUCACGGAUUUUCAGACAUUGCCGACAUUCAGAGACGACCAUAUUGAAGAGCAUUCCAAAAUUGUUCCAGAUAUGUUUUAAACACUGACUCACUAAGGGUCAGCGCACACGUAAGACUUAACCAUCGACUGACUGUUCUGUCGUUGUCGGCUGAAGCAUACGACCCAUAAACGACACGACAGUUCAGUCCACGAGCAUGCGCACACGUACGUCUAAACAGUCGUUCUCUUGUUCUCUUUUGUUCCACGUUCUUCGCUCUAUGCUCGCCGAGUACAGAAGUCAGGAAUGUUGCAAGAAGAGAAUAUCGAACAAUUAAUUGAAAAAAAAUGAAAAGAUUAUGCAAACAUCAAUGUUAAAAGAGUACUUUGGCAAGAGAUUUGUUCAGUUGUGCCAGUCUUUCUUUAGGUGAAAUAGCGAGACGCAUAUCCGUAUCUUGAUAGGUUAUACUCGGUCUCAGCAAUAAUAGAAAUUCAUCAAAACUUUGUGUACUCAUGCGAAAAUAUGAAAAGAAUUUUGCAUGAUAAUUCCGUAAUGUUUCAUACAUAGUAUGGAAUUUUCCUUUGAACAGUCUCUCACUGUAUAAUGGAUGCACCCAGUAAUUCCUUUUCCUCCUUUUAUUGAGGCGCAUCACAAGUGCACAUACUAUAGCAGUUUCAACAAAAUCCAUGUUUGACAAUCGUCUACUGUCUGCAAAUGCUCUUACGAAAUGAAAGGCAGAACAACUGAAAGAUCGUUCGUCUGCGCGCUUUCAUAUAAUUCGAAGGGCCAACGACAGUUGGUAGACAGAAGAGUCCGGGGUUGUAGGUAGAGGUAACCGACUGCCAGUCGUGUCGCUGUCGUGUCGUAACAGUGUGCGCAUCUCCAUAUGUUAUUAAGGGCUUUGUGUCGUCUGACUGUUUGUCUUACGUGUGCGGUAGCCCUAAAGUGUACUGGUAUGCAAGGAGACUACUUCGAAGGUAACAGGAACCAUUUGUGUUUAGAAGCGCCUCUGGUUGUGAGAACCUGAAAGAGACUAAAGAUAAGAAGCUGGAUGGAAAGUUUACUUCCGUGAAGUGUAACACAGGCCCUUCUUUUGCAGGACUUGAAACUACAAUGAAUUAAUGAAAAGAACUGAGGCUACUGUGAGAAUGUGCUUAUGUGUCAAAGUACCACCAUUUCACUCUGGGAUUCAUAGCCAUCAACGUCUCUCAGACUUCUCGCAGUUCUACCAUGCAAGGAGAUGACACUGUCUAUGAACAAGGCGUCAUUGACGGGCGUUUCCGCGUCAUCACGCACUUGAUGACUGUAGGCGCUACGCCCAUAUUCCCAGACAGGACGUCACUCGCGUACAGAGCGUACCAAAUGAUCAUCGUAGUGAGUGCGUAUCUCACCUUCAUAACGGCCGUUAUCGGCAUCCUGAAGAAUUUUCACGACGAGGGUUUCGUCAUGGAAGCUGCAAGAACUACCUUUACCAUGAUCAACGUUCUCUGGACCCACUUCUUCACCAGUAGGAAUAUGCAAGGUGUUCGCAACUUGGUCAGGAUGGCAAGGGAAUGGUCGGAGUUGGCUGGUCGAGUUGCUGACAAGAAGAAGGACGCAUGGAUUUCUCGUAUCCAAAUAGUGGCUUGGCGAGGAAGUGGCUUUUUCUACUGCAUCCACAUAAUUUAUUUGGUUUUACGCAUCGUAAGCCAGAGUAAUAAUAUUCUCUUUUACAACUCCUGGAUCCCAUUUGAGACGGAAACCAAUUUUGGAUAUUACUUCAUAUUAGUUGUUCAGGCCCUCGGCAGCAUCCUGUAUGCUUGCUUGGUGUUCGCGAUAAUGACUCUGUUUGCGUCGCUGCUACUUGUGGUCUGCUCCGAACUGGAAAUGUUACAAGGAAUUCUGAUGGAAAUGAAGCAGAAUGAGGGUGAACCACAGUCAGCGGUAAAGGAGAGUUUGGCUCAGUGGGUGAAACAUCAUCAGCAGAUACUGAGGUACCUCAAGGAACUGGAGGACACUUUCAAUGUGGUUUUGUUGGGGCCACUGCUGUCUGUUGCUGUGAUUCUGUGUCUGACUGCGUAUACUGCUGUCACGAUUUCGGGAAAUUUUGUCGAGAUUAUACAAAUCUGUCUUAUCACAUCGGCCAUGCUGAGUCAGUUACAAAUAUUUUGUUAUUUCGGAAAUGAACUCACGAUUCAGGUUCUGAACGAGACGUACACCUAUUUCAUGUUUCUGUUGAAUUUUAGUAACAAUUCUUCGGAACACAAGUAGACAGAGUAGCAAAGUACGUAAUAGACGAAGCUAGGUAAGUAGGGAAUGACUAAGAAAUUAGCAAAACAUCGUAGGGCUUAAGAAUUUCACUGCAUAUUGAGUUUAGAUUCUGGGCUUCUGGUUGCAUUUCAACCCCUUGAAGAAAUACGCUGAUACAAUUUUUAUGGUUCAUCCACGAAAAGUUGGUAUACAUCAAGACUGCGUGGACCAGAAACCCUUAAGACUAGAUAUUGAAAAUAAAAUAUUUAUUUCACAAGUAAAAGAAAUGCUAAUCAAUCAUAAUGAUAACUUAUUGUUAAUUGAUUAUAGUACAUCUUUUACUAGUUACAUCACACUGUGUUUGGCUUUAAAAUACAGUUACACUCUUUUACAACUUAGUUAAACAUAAAUGUUUAUUCAAAUGUUUUAUUAAUUUGUAAUUGUUAAGUAUAUAGUAAUCAGUUAAUACAUUUAUUUAUUCCUAUAUAUAAAUGCAAUUAUAAAACGAGUUUUAAUUACGGAUAUGAGAUACUUUUCGAAAAUGAUGAAUGGACAAACGUUUAAUUAGUGAAAUAUUAUAAUAAUGAGGACAAAUCAUGAAUAACGUAAGCAUAAAAAAAUACUAGAACAACUAUAAUAGAAAAUUAAUUAUAUUAUAUACAUUUUAAUUAAAUAUUUUCACGGCUUGUUAAGUCAUACUAAUAUAUAAAUUAUUAGAAUUCUUAAAUUUUGAAGGCACUUAGGAACUGAUAAUUGUUUCCGUCAAUUGAAUGAAAAUCACUCUUACGUUUAA